Molecule: messenger RNA, 4334 nt
Organism: Pristis pectinata (smalltooth sawfish)
Lineage: Eukaryota; Metazoa; Chordata; Chondrichthyes; Rhinopristiformes; Pristidae
Product: regulator of G-protein signaling 10-like
Exons: 7
Coding region: 367-918 (183 amino acids)
Molecular function (GO): GTPase activator activity
Source: RefSeq, a predicted model, not a curated record
CCAUCUCUGAAACCAACACAACUCGUUUAGUUUUAUAUUACCAGAGCUGCUUGUGAGGAUAUUGGCCCCGGCAGAGUCUGGUGCCAACAGGUCUCAACUUCUCCAGAACUGGCCCAGUGCUCCAGGGAUAUAUGUAGCAGCCGGGGUGUCAAUGAAUUGCGAGGGCUGAACUUCUGAUGCGUUGUGAGUUAAGUGCAACUACAGGAAGCCCCUGUCACUUGUUAGCGGAGGGGAGGAGGAAGAUGCACACUUUUGCGCGUCGGUGACUCAGUCGCAGAUUGAGAGAGGGAAAGAAAGAGAGAGAGCCCCGAAGGUUUGCCGGAGCGUAGGAGCGGUGUCCUUCCCCGCACAGUCUCGGCCGGGAUCAUGUUCAUGUCGAAGGCUGUCAGCCGGCUCAGCCGCAAGCGGCCGCCUUCAGAAAUACAUGAUAAUGAUGUGCAUGCCAGUUGUAGCCAGCCGAAUACAUCAGGAAUCUCAAAAUGGGCCAUUUCACUAGAGAAUCUCCUUGAAGAUCCGGAAGGAGUAAAACUUUUUAGGGAUUUUCUAAGACGUGAAUUUAGUGAAGAAAAUGUUUUGUUCUGGUUAGCAUGUGAAGAAUUCAAGAAAAUUCAAGAUGAAAAGCUGCUUCAUGGCAAGGCACAGCAGAUCUAUAAAACCUUUCUGUGCAGUAAAGCAGCAACACAGGUAAAUGUGGAGGGACAGUCUCGUCUCACUGAGAGUAUGCUUGCGCAACCACAUCCCUUCAUGUUUCAGAAACUACAAGAGCAGAUAUUUACUCUCAUGAAGUAUGACAGUUACAAUCGUUUCCUGAAAUCUGACUUAUGCCAACAAAUCAAGCAGCAAGAAGAAAGUGAAAAGAACUCUCCAGAGAUAAAUGAAUCUGUCCCGAAAAGGGCAUCCAGGAUUUAUAAUAGAUAGCAGAAACUUUGGAAUAGCUUCAUGACAACUGUGUGCUUUCUUUGCUUUAUUCGCUAAUGGAUCAUAAUGAUGCCAUUUAGCUAAAAGUUGACUGUGCUGAAGAAAGGGAUGCAUUUGCUUUGUUUCUGAUGGUGCUGAGUAUUCUUGGCCAGGGUGCAUGUCAACACAACUGCAGAACCAGAGUUGUUAACAAUGACAUUUACAUUGCAGCAUCAGGAUGGUGAGCAGACAUUUUCCCUCAACCUCUCUGAUGUGAAAAGCCAACUAUUGUGACUGUAAUUUGCUGGGUACCGGGCCACGAUUGCCACCUACCUUACACCGCUAUUCUCAUCUGUUGCUGUAAUCCGUUUAAGCUUGAGUUUUACAAAUGAAGACAACAGUCGUAAUUAUUGCUUUAGUCCGCUACACAAUUUUGAAUUGAGAAUUACUUAAAAAAAAAAUCAUUCAGAAAAGCUGCUGGAGCUUCACAAUUGUACUGUUUGCAAUUUGUUCAUGUUCAUCAAUCAGCAAGCCCAGGGGUUGUGAUAUAAAUUAUAAAUGCAUACACUACUGGUACCUUUCUGUCUAAUGAUGUUUAGCACUUCAAAUGGAAAUAUGCCAUACCUUUAUUACAAUACCUGUUAUAUGUAUGCCUGUUGUAACAAGACGUAUGCUGUUGUCAGUUUCUAUAAAGAAGCAUAGCGUAAAAAGAAUGGGAUUUAAGUAGGUUUAUGAUUAAAAGAUUUACAAGUGAGAGUUGAGCUUUCUAAUGAGGGCAGGCCAUAUUUUACAUUAAUCAUUGUGAAGAUUACAUCUAGUAUCCUUACAUGUCUAACCAAGUCAGUAUGCAGGGCAACGUUGAAGCACAAAAUUUCCUUGGAGAAAUCUGUUAAAACUUCAUUAAAUUUCUCGGUCUGUUAUUAUAAUGUGAAUUCUGGGUGUUCAUAUUCAAGUAAUUAUUUUGCAGCCUUAUCCCACUUUUUUUAGUAAUUCUAAUUAAAGAGAGAGAAUGAUUUAUUUAGUCACCUAUAAGAAAAUAAACAGGCACCCUGUGUAGUCAAUGAACUACAAAAUGUUUUUGCUUAUAGCUGAUUCUUACUUUAAAUGUUUAAUAACUGAUGUUUUAUAAGAUUAAUAACUGCAUAAAAGGCUGAUGAAUAGUUAUAUAUUCAUAAAUUUGUAGUUACUGCUUCUGCUGUGUGAUUGUGCUGUCAAUCAUCCCCUGCAGCACUGUACUUUACGUCCUGCAAUGUGCUACUAAAAAUCAUGAAUGCUGGGAACCCAGAUCUUCAGACCUGCAGGAAGAUGAAUUGAUGUGUAAACAAUAAGUACUUUCAAUGAUGACAACAUUUAAUAUUUGGAUGAAACAUUCUUGAGAGACCUGUUUCCAUCAUUCAUUUUACAUCUACCUUUUAUGUUGAUGUUAGAAUGAAGUAGCCUUUGCAAAUGCUAGUAAAACCACCAAAAGCACAAUUUUAAAGGGUGAUGGCACUUUUCUCUAAUAGGAGCUGAUAUGGAUUCAUGGUCUGAAUGUCCUCCUUCUGUGCAGUUUCCCAAACAAUCUCAUUUCAUACAUAAAAGAAUGGAGAAAAGAAAGAUCUAUAUUCAAGAGUUAGAAUAUUUAAAAUAACUUCCAGAUACCAGCGCUAUCCACUGAUACAGUAUAUGGCCAUUUCACCAAUCUGAAUGGAACAAUAAUUACAUUCUCAGGUCACAUUCAUGUUUGUGUUUUCCAGUAAUGUUUACAGCAAGGCUGAAAUGUGCAUUGAAAAUCCAUCUGCAUUUUUAUCAUUGAUAAUUAUUGUUAGGAUGAGCUUUCAAAUAAGCCUUCCUUUGCUUUCUGCUGCAUUUCUGUCAGGUCCUGCACUUAGAAAAUGUUAAUCUUUUGUGAAUAGUUGCACGCCAACUUGAACAACCAAUGAUAAUGUCAUUUGCUGGUAUAGCAGUUAUCAAAAUUUGCUUUGGCUUAUUUAUGAACUAUUGAUGUCAUCUUAUUCCUUUCAGGUGAGUUCAAGGAGGUAGAAGUAUUUAUUUUGGGAACAGUACUGAGAUGUUUACAUUACAUGGUCGAUUCGGCAUUGCCUCAGUACCAGUUAUGUUUGCCUCUGCUGGAAUCUUGGUGUUGAAAAUCUUGUAUCAGCAUUCAAUGUUCACAAGCUGCAGAGAAACAGCUGAUUUUACCUAUUCAAUAUAUUGAAAUGUUUUCUAUAACAAACCCAAAAUGCCAUUGACAUAAGAUGCUGAUGGCUACCUCGAAGAGCUUUCAUGUAUAUCCAAAAAAUGGUGUAUAAAACAAUCGCAGCAGGUUUAUAUUUUACCAUUCCAGGAAGGCAGCUGGUGUCCAUGAUGUCCAUGCCCAAUAUAUUGGUAAGUGUAGAUAUGGAAAAUGUUCACAUUCUGAAAGAGCUAACACUAUCAUUGUCUUUGGCUUUGAUAAAGACUUGCGGGAAUACGUGGUUAGUGGGAUGAAAGCUUAUUUAUUCUGUGGAAAUCCAACAGCCAAUUUUAAAUGGAGGUUAAGAUGCGCUUAUUGCUAAUUUGUUUUUUAAAAUUUCAUUACCAUGAAGUUUCCUUUUGCUGACCAGGACAAGUGGCAUUCAGAUUUAGGCAACUAAUUGUUAAUAAAAACCUGAGAAUUUGUUCUACAAACUGGUGCUUUGUGACCAACUCCCACUCCCCCACCCCCCACCGCCAUUGACAGAGUAGGUUUUUGUCAUUGGGCAUCUAUCACCAUCACUUUCUAAUGAACUGCUGGGUGAUAUAUAGUGUGAUCCAUUUAUCCUCUGAUUUUCUUUCCCCUUCUCCAUUAAGCAGUGCCUAUUUUAUACUUGAUAGUCCUGGCUGAGAUAAGGAACUCACUCUGUGGAAAACUGUAACUAUAAGCCUACACCAAGCAUUAAAUGGCCUACUAUAUAGUGGUAACCUAACUAUACCACUGUACAGAUAAGUUUCCAAAUAUAUUUUUUAUCUGCUUCAAACCACGAUGUAACUGUAGUGAAUAAAAGAUCUGUAUCAACUCCUGCAUGUUGCUUGAUAUUAGCAUACAAUUUCCAAAAAAUGAAUUCAGGAGGACUUUAAAAAAUAUUUUUUGAUAAAUUGCACGUGUUUUGAUACUGUGUUUACAUUGAUAUUUGCCAGUUGUGUAACUAAUUUUGCAUCUGUAUAUAUGUCUUGUAUUCAUUAUAUUUGCAUAUUAAAUUCAAUGUUGCCUUGCUGAUGAGGAUUUUGUUUAUAUUUGGAUAUAUGUAAGUGCCUAAUUAUAUCAACUUAGAAUAAAUUUGGAAGUUUCUUUUCCAUCUUGAAGAUAUUAAUAGUUUGACAAUGGAUGUACAAAAUAUAAUGUAUUUGGUUUAAAGGAAAUGCACUAUGUGCAGUGUAGGUGCCUUAGCUUUACAGUCUGUUUCUUGCUUUGCCAAUAAAACUAGACAAUAAAACUA